Molecule: messenger RNA, 1315 nt
Organism: Plutella xylostella (diamondback moth)
Lineage: Eukaryota; Metazoa; Arthropoda; Insecta; Lepidoptera; Plutellidae
Gene: Fitm
Product: acyl-coenzyme A diphosphatase Fitm
Biological process (GO): lipid storage; lipid droplet organization; phospholipid biosynthetic process
Cellular component (GO): endoplasmic reticulum membrane
Molecular function (GO): coenzyme A diphosphatase activity
Source: RefSeq, a predicted model, not a curated record
AGAGUGAAGGAUUGAAGUACGUAGUCUGUGAUUAGUGUGACGGUGACGACAAAACGAGAAAUGGAAAUCUGUAGAAAGACGGAAAAUUAAUUAAUUUUAAUCAUGACAAACAGAGCAAGUUUUAAAGGACCACGAAUGAAUUUCAAAGAUCCAAAUGAACCCUUGGAACCAAAAGGUAACAAACCAAUACGUGAAGCCUCAUCUGUAUUAGAAGUUUUAGUGUUAAUGAUUGUGCACCUUUGCAAAAAGAUACUAUUCUUCGACACGAAUUUAAAAAUAGCUCUUUAUUUGGGAACUCUCUUCCUACUUUCACUGGUCGCAGAUGUUUUAACCUUUCCUAAAAUAUAUUUUUCGAGAAGUGACAACCUAUUUAACCAAUAUUUUGUGAAGAUUGGAUGGUUUUGGACCCUAUUUCUGACAGUGCCUUAUGUAUUGCUAACUUCCUACACUACAUGCUGUGGAAACCAACGAAUUAUACUUACCAAACAUUUACCACGGAUCUUAAUUGCUACUGUAGCAUGGUAUACAUGGACCACAGUCUUUAAUAUAAUUGAGAGUAAGUAUGGCAGAUGCAAUGCACGAAAUUACGAUACAAAAAUAUUGUGUCUUAAAAAUGGUCAUUUCUGGAAUGGGUUUGAUAUAUCAGGGCACUGUUUCAUACUCAUAUAUUCAAGCUUGAUAUUAAUAGAAGAGGCAAGAGCAAUCAAUGGAUGGGAACGAAUAAAGGAUUAUAUCAGAGAUGAACAAUUCUCCCGAAGUGUUGGGGACAAAGCACCUAGUACAAAUCCACUAAAGAAUAUUUCACAAGCAGAAUUAGCAAUACUGAAAAAAUCAUAUGAUGCUUAUACACCUUAUGUAAGACUAUUGCUUAUUGCAAUUACAGCUCUGCAAAUUUUGUGGGAUGUCAUGCUUGUAUCAACAAUAAUGUACUAUCAUAUAAUGGUUGAAAAGUUUGUCAGUGGAGUAAUAGCCAUAUUGACAUGGUUUGUUACAUAUAGAGUAUGGUACACAAUACCUCAUUUACUACCAGAUUUGCCAGGAGACGCAGUAUUUAAAUAUAAUAAGGCUAAGCCUGCACCACCCACUGCACCAAUCAAAAAAAGGCUGAGUACCACUAAUGGAAAGCAUUUCAUGGGAAUGCCAAUAAAUAAUAGAAGUCAAGAAGCGGAAGUCACAAAUGAGGAUUCUAGAUAAGUUAUAAAAGUCUAAAAUCAUGUAUCUAUAUGGGAGGGAUUAAUUUAUUAUUAUGUAGAUAAAGGUGUGGUUUUGUUUUGUAUUUUUUGCAAUAAAUCUGUCUAAUAUUUCUUAUUACAAA